Oppiella nova is the source of this 2191-nucleotide messenger RNA. The record is from the annotation of a GenBank genome assembly. NCBI's taxonomy places the organism in Eukaryota, Metazoa, Arthropoda, Arachnida, Sarcoptiformes, Oppiidae.
CCCGUAUGGACUCAAUUAUGGGACGCCUGCUGUCCGCUGAGUAACGGUAGCCGAGUGUCGGUCGACAACAGCACCGGUCGAUGCGAUUUCGUGGGCAACGGGUCGACUCCCUGCAAGUCAGCCAUAGCACGGGCCACGGGUUUCAUAUCGGAGCCGGGUCUCAAUAUCUAUAACCUGUACGCCGACUGUCAACAGCCUAAACAUGGCCUCAAAACUACCGGCGCUCUCAACACGACCGGCAAGUAUUCGCGCGAAUCGUUUGAUAGGCAACUCAUGUACCGGACGUUGAAUAUGUCGGUUGAGGGACAGGUAGGGGAUGGUGUGGGGGUCACCCCUCCCUGUAUAGACGCCAGUUAUGUGGAACACUGGAUCAAUCAGCCGGAUGUGCGCACAGCCCUACACAUACCGGAGCCGGUGGGGGACUGGACGUCGUGUAGUGUGGCGGUGAUGGCCGGCUAUACUAAUAUAUAUAAGUCGGUGAGGGAACAGGUACUGGAGCUGCUCGGGUCGCACCGACACCUUAAGGGUAUGGUAUAUAAUGGCGACGUGGAUAUGGCGUGUAAUUUCCUGGGCGAUGAAUGGUUUGUGGAGGACCUGGCUCUGCCCCUAAUUAAGGACUACAACGUGUGGUAUAAUGACAACCAAGUCGCCGGCUUUUAUAAGGUGUACGAUAGGCUGGCAUUUGUGACGGUCAGGGGAUCGGGACAUAUGGUGCCCACGGAUAAGGCCGGCGCCGCACUACUCAUGUUUAACACGUUUCUCAACUAUGUGUUUGAGCCCUCACUGGAGCCCCUGUCGGCCCAAACUGUGGGUCAACUGAUAGCUACCUGUGCCGAGGACUCGCCCGACCGUACGGCAGUGGUGUCUGUCCACCAAAAUAUCAGCAAAACCUAUGGCGAACUCAAUUCCGACGCUAAUAAACUGGCAAUGAGUCUGAGGGGACUGGGAUGUGGUCGGGGCGACCGGGUGGGCAUAUGGGCCCCCAAUUGCUACGAAUGGCUACUCACCCAAUACGGCACCGCAAAGAUCGGCGCUAUUAUGGUUAACGUGAACCCGGGCUACCGGGCCAGUGAGCUCCAGUAUGCCUUAAAUUUGGUGGGAUGUCAUACGCUAAUAUGUAGCCAAAGAAUCCCGAGCCUCAAGAAUAUUGUAAUGAUAAACAGCGCGCCCAAUGAGCCGGACAUCGCGCCCACACAUGUAACCCGUUUUGACGACUUGCUGACCCCUGACCACCAGUUCCCCGGCGACGACCCCACCAUACAGUUUGACGACCCCAUAAACAUCCAGUUCACAUCGGGCACCACUGGCCACCCAAAGGGGGCUACCCUUACCCAUCAUAGUAUUAUACAGAAUGCCUGGUUUGUAGGCAAACGUUCACUCGAGGGACUGGACCCUAAGGGGCUGAGGGUAUGCGUACCCAACCCGCUGUACCAUUGCUUUGGAUCCGUAUUGGGUUCCCUGUUAAUAGCCCUGAGAAGGGGUACCAUGAUAUUACCGGCACCGAUACCCUACGGGAGCACCGAAUGUAGUCCAGUGGUGAGCCAUACAUCCAUUCACGAUUCACCCAAACAUCGACUCGAGUCAGUCGGCCGUCCCAUCGAGCACUUGGAGAUCAAGAUCGUGGACCCGAUUACCGGUGCUCUCAUGAGGACAGGCGUGUCGGGCGAGGUAUGCAUUCGAGGGCACUGUACGUUCGUUGGGUAUUACAAUCAAAUGGAUCAGACCCGGGAUGUGCUUGAUGCUAAUCAUUGGUAUCAUACGGGUGAUAUGGGAUUCCUGGACUCAUCCGGGUAUCUGUAUAUCAACGGUCGUAUCAAAGAGAUGAUAAUAAGGGGCGGAGAGAAUAUAUACCCCAAAGAGAUUGAGGACUUCCUGAUGAGCCACCCGUCCGUAGCCGACGCUCACGUGGUAGGAGUUCCUCACAAAAGGUUUGGCGAGGAUUUGGUCGCCUAUAUUAAGCUCAAGAAUAACAGUUCGCUAGAGCCCCGGGAGGUAAUCGAGUUUUGUAAGGGAAAGAUAAGUCACUUUAAAAUACCGCAAAACAUUGAGUUUGUGGACGACUUCCCCCGGACAGUGACCGGUAAAGUGCAAAAGGUUAAGCUCAAGGAAAUCGCUGCCAAACGCUAUAUUUAAUAGACAUUUAAAAUCAAUUUUAUUUAAUAAAUUGUGAAUAAUAAUUUUGUCAUGCUAC